UAUACGUUCGUCGCACUUGACGGCGAUCUCACCAUAUACCCCGUGAUAUCCAAAACAACAUAACAAAGUGGGGGAAACAUGGCGAGCGAAGAGGAGGCCAGAAGACGCCCCUCGGUUACCUCCUCUUCGGUUGGCUUGGAGUCUCUCUUCCCUGCGGGGUCUUCGGAGCAGGUGUGCGGGGACGGGAACCCGGAGCUCGUGCGUCUGCGGGAGCGCCUUCAGGGUUGGCUAUCGCAGUAUGAGUCCCUGCUGCUGUGGCUGCAGCGGUUGUUGGUCUGGGAAAGGCCCUUGUACAGCAUCACUGUCGCCCUGACACUCAACACACUGUUCUGGCUCCUGUCAUCCACCUCCCUGCGGCCUCUGUUCCUGUUGAGUGUUUCCCUGCUGGGACUUAUGCUGCUGGAGAGAUGGAAGCCCAAGUUGCCCAUCAUAACCGUUCAACAUGCAGAGGCUCCCCCUGAACAACGUGACACAAUGAGCGUGGAGCAGCAUCUGCUCAGUAUUCCUGAGCUCAGCCACCACCUGGCUGAAAGCUACCUGAUCUACUGCCUGUACCUGCAGGAGACGCUGCAGUACAAACGACAGAACCAUGGCAAGUUCUGUGUGAUGAUGUGCAGUGGCUGUUUUGUUCUUGCUGUGGUUGGACAUUAUGUACCAGGAAUCAUGAUCUCCUAUAUUAUUGUCCUGAGCGUGCUGUUGUGGCCGCUGGUGGUGUACCACGAACUGAUCCAGAGGAUGUACACGGGCUUGGAGCCAAUCCUGAUGAAACUGGACUACAGCAUGAAGGGAGAUACCGAGCAUCGCAAGCACGACAAGAGAAAGGUGAAGAAGGAGGUAGAGGAGGGGGACGAGCCGAGAGCUGAAACAGAGAGUGAGAGUGAGGAGGAGCUGUCCUUAUUCGCCCCGACGGUGGAUGUGAAGACCACAGCUCUGGCGAUGGCCAUCACAGACUCCGAGCUGUCAGACGAAGAGGCAUCCAUCCUUGAGAGUGGAGGGUUCUCAGUGUCCAGAGCCACCACUCCCCAACUCACUGACGUCUCUGAAGACCUGGACCAGCAGAGUUUACACAGCGACCCGGAGGAGUCCUACUUGCGGGAUCUCCCCGAGUUCCCCUCAGUUGAGGAGUUCCCAUCCAUCGAGCACAACCUGCUCCACUUCCCUCUGCGAGGCCCCGGCCAGGCUGACGCAGCCCAGGCCGGUGCUCAGUCAGAGAGGGAGCCGCUGAGCCCCGCCAGCCUCCUCAUCCAGCACCUAGCAUCCCCGCUCCACUUUGUGAACACACACUUCAACGGACACGGACGACCACCUGGGGGCGCGGAGGGCGCGUUGCCCGUGUCAGGCUCAGAGGGGGAGCCCGGGACGCGGGAGGGCGAGGAGAAGGAAGCUGCAGGAGCCCAGGAAACACAGCAGUCCUUGGAGGCCUUGAGCGAGGAGAUCGUGAGCACAGCCAUCUCCACUGUGGUGCAGAACACUCUGUCAGCCCUGCUGCGCUCCAGCGAGGCCAGCGAGGAACCCACCCUGGCCGAGUUCCUUCCCACUGAAACCCCACCGGGCGCUCUGGAGACCUCCACCCCGCCCGCUGACCCCACUGAUAACACUACACAAGGAGCGUCGGGAGCUGACAAGGAACUGGAUGAGGCGAUCACCACAGGAAGCGGCACCGGCGAGGAGAUGCCCGACGACACGCUCGUUCCGACCGAGGAAGAGGACUUUGAGCUUCUGGACCAAAGUGAACUGGAGCAGUUUGACGAGGGGCUGGACCUCAUCUCUGACAGACAGGCUGUGGGAGGAGCCACAGGAGCUCCAGAGACACCUCCGUCUCCUCAGCAUCAACCGCAGUCAUAGCUUCCCCGUCGUCUCCUCCUGGCCCCAACUGUUGUUAUUUGUACGUUAGACCUACAUUAUAUUCAUACAUACUGCUAUAUACGAAACAUUUAUCAAGGAGUUUGGGGUUUAAUGCAGUUGGUUGCUGAUUGUUUGGCAUAUGGUUGGGAUUACUUGGUGCGUUCUGCUUUCAUAGCCUCUCACUACAAGUGUCUGCUCAGCCUCAGUACCAUUUGUAGUAGAGUUUUUUUUGUGGCCUGCUGGCCUCAUCGUAUCAUGUUCAACGAGAGCAGGUUCAGGGCACAGCUGGCUUUGGUUAACAGUUAUAGAGACACAAUUAUCGUCAGGGGUUGCAAAAUAUUUUAUAUCGGCUUUUGCUUGAUCGUCUAACAUCGAAAUUUGCUUGAUAAUUUAAGCAGGUACAUUUCUUACUGUGUAGCGAAAAAACCGGUCCAUGUUCAGUCUCACGUCAGAAUAAUGAUGCCUUUAUUUUCUACCUUGGCUAAGAGCUUAGCACUUCCACCUUGUUUUCGUUCAGAUGUUUGUCUAGAUGGUGUUAUGAAGAGUUGAAAUGUUGGAUUAUAUAACUAUUAAUAUAUGCUAUAAAUUAUUUUAUUUAACAGUCAGUCGAUGAAACUUUAUUGCUAUAUUGAGGGGGAGUUAAAAGCAAAUCCAAUCCCCUCAGUUGCCCUUAAUGAUUGUAUGAUAUUUGUUUUAAUUAUGACACCGUGAACGUCCGGGUUUAAAGUGUAGUUGCGUAUUUCCCAGAGUUGGAUUUAGUAAAACAAUAGUGUUAUCCUUCACUUUAUCCUUACCUCCAAAGUCUCCAAGGUUACAGGUUUGACAGAAACAUUCAGUCAUUAGUGGUCUUUCACUUGUUGCCUGGAAAUGGAAACUUAAUCUUUGACAUUGUUGGAUGUUGACAGGUAGUAGAUCUUCACCCGUACACACAAGUGACUUUGAUGUAGCAAGAUAAAAGAAAUGUUCCUGAAUUUCCUCCACGUGAUUGAUGCCUCAUUUAUAUUAAUAUUUGCAGAUUUCAUUUAACCUCACACUCGUAUGUAAUUGGCCCAUAUGUAAUGGAAUUUAUUCUUUAUCUACAACUUUGUUGAGAGACACACACUUCUUGUUUGAUUGGCCCGUCUAUACCUAUUUGUUACUUGUAUAGUCAUCACUGGGAUAUGUAUAUUUACAGAAUAACCUCCUUUGUGCCACGACAAGUCCAUGCAUGCCAUGCAAUACGCAUGUAUUUACCAUGAUCAAUACUUGAGGUCAAUUUUCCUGGAGGAGAUUUUGUUUUUGUUUUUUGAAGGACAUAAUAGUUUAAUGACAUAUUAUGUAUCUGCCGGUGAUUUGUGGAAAACUUGUGACAUGACAAAAAGAAACCUAGCACUAUGUUCGACUGUAUAAAGAGGCCGAUUUUGCUUAUGUGAACCACUCAGCAUCCAAAACUCAGGGGUGGGUUGUACAAAUUGAAUAUAACAUUGCAGCACAUGUGUCCAUUUCCCGACUUCUCAUAGUGCACUGUAUUUGUACUAACCUUUCCUUUUUGCAGUCAAUGCCUCCUUGUGUAUAGUGUAGAAAUGCUAAAAAAAAAAAAAAAAAGGAACGUGUAUAUUCUGCAUGUAAAAAAACAGCACUCUGUUCAAGUUCUCCUUGUCAACUGACAAAGUACUGCACAAUUUGUGAGUAAAAAAAAAAAUAAAAAAUCAAUUUGAAUGUUUCAGGUUAAAAGAGCCCAUUAAAUUCAGUUUGUUUAAUAUUUAAUUACCAAGGAGGGGAAGACAAGUUUUGCUGUGUCUUCAUAUUCAAGACCCAACUGUAAAAUGGAAAUGGGUGGAAAGUGAUAACAUCAGAUUUAGAGCGGGAUAUUAACAGACUAGUUUGCGUAUGGUAGUAGUGUGUUUUAUGCUUAAAGUAUCGCUUCUUGAACUAUAAAAAAAAAUGCACUUAUUGAACUGUACAAUUUUAAAAAGAAAAAAGGAAUAUAUUUUCUAAUUUCUCCUUUUUCCAUAAAGUACUCAGUUUGAUCUUUUACAUCUAAAAAAAACAUAACGGCUAUGGACGAGUUUCACAAAGCGGUAAAGAUUUAUUGUCAUUAGACUGGUAAAAUAAAAGUGCAACACCACAUGUGAAAGUAAGAGAAUAAAAGAACAAACUGAAAC
Messenger RNA from Anoplopoma fimbria (sablefish), 3989 nucleotides. It is a transcript of the gene retreg2, whose product is annotated as reticulophagy regulator family member 2. The record is from RefSeq and is a predicted model, not a curated record. The transcript has 9 exons. The coding region runs from base 79 to 1845 and encodes 588 amino acids. Lineage: Eukaryota; Metazoa; Chordata; Actinopteri; Perciformes; Anoplopomatidae.